This is a messenger RNA of Alnus glutinosa, 1992 nucleotides long. RefSeq lists its product as uncharacterized. The record is from RefSeq and is a predicted model, not a curated record. Gene Ontology annotation, molecular function: protein binding. Lineage: Eukaryota; Viridiplantae; Streptophyta; Magnoliopsida; Fagales; Betulaceae. The transcript is spliced from 7 exons. Bases 308 to 1801 code for a protein of 497 amino acids.
CUCACCCUCACUCGCUAAUUAAACACUGUCCCCACUGGGUGGCACUCGAUCGCCUCCUCUCUUUGCUUUUUUGCGCUUCUUUUCCUCUCUCUUUUGCCUUGUCUCUUUCAUCUUUCCCAUCUUUCACUCUCACGCUCAAAGCGCAAAGCGCAGUGCUUUUUGCUCAUACACACUGAAGAGUGAAGAGCAUCUCUCUCGCUCCAUAUCAGUCCCACUUCUGCUUGUGCAUUAGGGUUUCUGGCGAUGCUGAAAGCUUAAAUCUUGUAGUUCUGAGCUGUUCCUGGGGUUCAUUUUGAGCACAGAAGUAAUGGGCAAGAAUGUACUAUUUCUGGGUCUCGCUCUCUUGCUUAUUUUUGGAGGUGUCUCGGCAGCUUCUACUACUCCUGCAAAGAUUGUUAAUGGGUUUUUCUCAAAUGCCGUAUCUGUGUUUAUGAAAUGGUUGUGGUCACUCAAAUCAACCACCAAAACAGCAAUUCCUGGCCGUCCGAUGAUGAAGUUUGAGAGUGGGUUUACUGUGGAGACGGUGUUUGAUGGAAGCAAGCUUGGAAUUGAGCCUUACUCAGUUGAGGUGUUGCCCAGUGGAGAGCUUUUGAUUCUGGACUCUGCUAAUAGUAAUCUCUAUAGAAUAUCUGCGUCUCUUUCUCUCUAUAGCAGACCAAAGCUGGUUGCAGGAUCCCCUGAAGGUUAUUCUGGACAUGUAGAUGGGAAACCCAGAGAGGUGAGGAUGAACCAGCCAAAGGGGCUUACAGUUGAUGACAGAGGAAACAUUUAUAUCGCAGACACUAUGAAUAUGGCUAUCAGGAAGAUAAGUGAUACUGGGGUUACAACGAUUGCAGGAGGAAAAUUGGGCCGUGGAGGGGGUCAUGUUGAUGGACCAAGUGAAGAUGCAAAAUUUUCUAAUGACUUUGAUGUGGUUUACAUUGGUAGCAGUUGCUCCCUUCUUGUCAUAGACAGAGGAAACCAGGCUAUCAGGGAGAUCCAACUCCACUUCGAUGAUUGUGCUUAUCAAUAUGGAAAUGGUUUUCCUCUUGGAAUUGCAAUGCUUGUGGGGGCUGGCUUCUUUGGUUACAUGCUGGCAUUGCUGCAACGUAGAGUGGGUACAAUUGUGUCUUCCCAGAAUGAUCAAAAUGCAACAAAGAUGAUCAUCCCGCCAAGUCCAUAUCAGAAGCCUCUAAAGUCAGUCAGGCCACCAUUAAUCCCAACAGAAGAUGAACUGGAGAAGCACGAAGAAGGCUUCUUUGGAUCCAUCGGAAAGCUUCUUGUCAACACAGGGGCAUCAGUAGCGGAGAUUCUGGGAGGAAUCUUUCCUGGGUUUAGAAAGAAGCCACUAAGCCAUCAAUAUCAAAGCCAUCAUCAGCAACUAAAGCAGUCAAAUGGUUGGCCCAUGCAGGAGAGCUUUGUGAUACCUGAUGAAGAUGAGCCUCCUUCAAUUGACACCAGAACCCCCACUCCACGUAAAACCUACGCUUUUAUGUCCAAGGAUGCAGACAAGAUGCACCAAUUGCGGCAAAGCCGAGUUUUUUCUAAUGGGUGGGAUAGCGAUCUUCAGCAGCAGAAACAGCAGCAUCAUCAUAGGUAUCAUUCAUCCAUCCCACACACUUACUAUGAGCAGAGCUGUGAGAAAACCAAUGAGAUUGUUUUUGGGGCAGUUCAAGAGCAGGAUGGAAAACGUGAAGCUACGGUGAUAAAGCCGGUUGUUGAUUAUGGAGAUCCCAUGUCUGAUCAUCAUCACAGCAUUCGUGCUCGAAGUAAUUCUAUGGGCUAUCCGGGCUAUCGCCAUGGCUAUUCAUCGUAUACAUAAAAGAGAUCUCAUAGUUUUGACCUUGUUCCAUCUGAAUAUUAGCCCUUCGAAAUUUAGGUUAUAGCCUUAUAAGUUACAGGUUGCUGUUGGGAGCUUUGCAAGUGGGAGAUUUAUUUACUCAGUCUGGCCAAGAUAUUGAAGGCCGUUGUUUGAUAUCACUUUUUAUGAUAUUGCUGUCCAAGUUUUUAGAA